Molecule: messenger RNA, 573 nt
Organism: Hyalella azteca
Lineage: Eukaryota; Metazoa; Arthropoda; Malacostraca; Amphipoda; Hyalellidae
Product: chymotrypsin BII-like
Exons: 6
Coding region: 1-573 (190 amino acids)
Biological process (GO): proteolysis
Molecular function (GO): serine-type endopeptidase activity
Source: RefSeq, a predicted model, not a curated record
AUGUUUAGAAGUUUGCCAACAGUUGAGGGCUGCGGUCCAGUGACCGUCGAGAACCGCGCCAUUGAGGGCGAGGUAGCUGCGCCCCACUCCUACCCCUGGAUGGUCGCCCUCUUCAUCGACGACGCUUACUUCUGCGGCGGCGCCAUCAUUGAUGACCAAUGGAUUCUGACAGCGGCGCACUGCAUGGACGGGGCAGCAAGUGUGGAGGUUGUCGCCGGUGUCAACGAUCUCCGGCAACCCGACCGCUACCAAGUGUCCCUAACUUCUACCGACUUCACAGUCCACGAAGAGCUUGAAAAUAUCUCUCCCGUGUGUCUGCCGUCUAAGAGUACUGCUGAGCUGGAAGCUGGAGAUAAAUUCGUCCUCUCUAGUUUGGGGUUCAACGAUGACGUCAUACUCCAGAACUUGGUGGUUCUUAGCAACGACGAAUGGCUGUGUCUUCAGGCUUCUUCAGGCGUAGUUUGCGCCGAAAGCACAGGAGUUUGUAUUGUAGGCUUCACGGAUGGCUUCACCAGCGUCACCCACUACCUCGACUGGAUCUCUGAAAAAACUGGCAUCGUCAUCGAUCCUUGA